Messenger RNA from Eleginops maclovinus (Patagonian blennie), 2646 nucleotides. RefSeq names its product WD repeat domain 43 (gene wdr43). Bases 59 to 2014 code for a protein of 651 amino acids. The transcript has 18 exons. Gene Ontology annotation, molecular function: protein binding. Gene Ontology annotation, biological process: maturation of SSU-rRNA from tricistronic rRNA transcript (SSU-rRNA, 5.8S rRNA, LSU-rRNA). Lineage: Eukaryota; Metazoa; Chordata; Actinopteri; Perciformes; Eleginopidae. The record is from RefSeq and is a predicted model, not a curated record. Gene Ontology annotation, cellular component: nucleolus.
CAGUCUACACGUGGGGUCUGUGUAAACCACGCACGCAGACUCAAGCAGCGGCGCAGAAAUGGCGGCCGAUCUAGGCAGCUCUUCGCUGCAAUUACCCUGCGUAUUUUCACCUAAAUCACGACAGUACUUAGCGCUGUGUGCCCAGGAUGGCAGACUUCGCAUUUGGAACACAGAUAGCAAAACACUUCACCAAGAAUACGUGCCUUCAGCCCAUUUGAGUGCCACCUGUAUCUGCAUAGCCUGGGGACCAUGCCGGACAGUCAAGGAGGGACCUCAGAGGAAGAAGAGGAAAUCGGAGGCAGUGCAGGUGGAGGAGAAGGCAGACCUGUUGGCGAUGGGCACAGCAGCGGGCAGUGUCCUUAUCUACAGUACAGCAAAGGGAGCACUGCACUGUACACUGGAUGGAGGCCACAGUGGGGGAGUGAACUGUGUCCAGUGGCACCCUGAAGACAGUUUAUUAUACAGCGGCUCAGAUGAUACUAACAUUGUAGAGUGGGACCUGCAGACCGGCAAGGCGAGAAGCAAGUGGAAGGCGGACCGUGCAGCAGUGACCAGUUUGAGUGUGAGCCCUGAUGGAAAACUGCUGCUGUCAGCAGGUCAGGUCAUCAAGAUGUGGGACUUGGACACCAAGGAGAUUUAUAGGAAGUUCACAGGCCACUCCUCUGCGGUGACGACCCUACGCUUUGCCACCACACGACCUCCGGACAGCAACGGUCUCUACUUCCUGUCCGGUGCUGCACACGAACGGCUGCUCAGUGUUUGGCAAGUACGGCAAGAUGGAAAGGACAAGAACUCAGUGGUGUCCUUCACACUGACGGACGAGCCCAAACACAUCGACCUCGUCCAGUCUAACAGCAAGGAAGAGGCGGUGAGGCUGGCAGUGGUGUGCAAGGAUGGGCAGCUGCAUCUGUUCGAGCACUUUUUAAAUGGUCCCUGUAAGAAGCCGCUGUCCCCUUCGUGUUCGGUGCAGAUGUCAGACACAAAGGACUCCCCGAUGCCGAUCCCAAUGCUGGCUGCCGCCCUCACAGCCGACACUCGGGCCGUGCAGCUGGCCUACGGGAACCACCUGCAACCUGUGAUGGAGAGAGUGGAGAUCAAUACCGCAGAGAGACACAUCUGUCUGACCCGGGAUGUUCAGACCAGCUUGUCCCUUACCAUGGAGACCAGCGUUUCCAAGGUGAAGACUCCUAUUGUCAACAACAAGAGCAAAGUGCUGGUGCCAGGGCUGCCUGGUCACCAAGCCCCAGUCAAAGGAACAUCAGAGAAGAGGAAAAAAGACACAGACACCAAAGAGAUGUCAAUAGCAGAGCGGCUCGGGGAAAUCGAUCUCUCUACAGUCUCCGCCGAGAAAGGGGCUCCUAAAGGGACGGCCUCUCUACAGACAGACAAUUUUGCAGUGCUGCUGGUGCAGGGCCUGGAGAGUAGCGAUGAUAGCAUCCUAAAUAAAGUUUUUCAGACUCGUAAAGAGAUGGUGAUCAAGAAAACGGUUGCUCGGUUACCCCUCCCUGCAGUCUUACCCUUGGUGGAAGAGCUCACAAAGAGGCUCCAAGGGCACCCUUUCACGGCUGUUCUAAUGGUGCGGUGGCUCAAGGCUGUGCUCAUGCACCACACAUCAUACCUGGCAUCGCUGCCAGACCUGGUUACCCAGCUGGGAGUGCUUUAUCACAUGAUCGAGAGCAGAGUGAAGAUGUUCCACAAGCUGACGAAGCUGCACGGGAAGCUGUACCUCCUCAUGACACAGGUGGCGACCAGUGACAGCAGCAACACAGUGAUAGAUGUUGACCACACAGCUAAGCUGGUGUAUGAAGAAGAAUCAUCUGACGAGGAUGAGGCCUCUGGUGACGAAGCUCUUCCCGAUGACGAGGACUCUGAUAACUGGGAAGAGGACGAGGUGAUAGAGGAGAAGAUGGAGGAACAAGCAGACGAGGAAGAGUGCGACCCAGACAUCAGGAGAGACUCCAAAGCGAACGGAGAGGAAGACAUGGAGCACGGGAACGAGAGCGAAGAGGAGUGAGGCGCGGAACGAGAAACACACGAUCAUACACAAAACGGACCUGAAAGAGUUAUAUAUACUUUCAUUUUAUUUUCUUCGCUUUUGGUUUUAUUAUCUGAACCAAAUGUGGUUUUACAAAAAAAAAAAAAUCAAGGGACAUAUGGUGUUGAAACGUGGGAGGCCCAGACCCCCCGCCCCCUCCUUCCACCUCCCUGUCUUUUCAUCGGAGGAACAGAUGCAGCUGAAACAUUCUGCAGAAUAACAGUUGAUGCAAGUUCCCUCAGUCUGCAUCCCAGCUCUCACAUCUUCAUUCAUAGAGACUGAAAAUAUGAUUGGCCGGUGUUCCAUUUUGCCUAAACUGCAUUCCAAAUUUUAUGUUAUGUAAUAAAUAGUUAUUAGAGUAUAUUGUAUGAGCAGCUUUACAGUACAAAAGACUGAUGGGUUUAUUCUCAGAACUCUGGAACCCGCCUUACAGACUCAAACACAGCGCAGGGUGGAGCUGGGAUCCAGGCUGGUUGUUGUACAGAAGACUGCUACAUCAUGUCCCACACAAUGUAAAUCUGUAUGUACAGUGAAGUGUUUGUAUGAGCUCUUCCCUCUACACUUAACUCCCCCUCCCCAUAAAUGCUUGGGAUUAAAUGCUCUCCUGUAAA